Messenger RNA from Zea mays, 1110 nucleotides. RefSeq lists its product as uncharacterized. Gene Ontology annotation, biological process: regulation of DNA-templated transcription. Gene Ontology annotation, cellular component: histone deacetylase complex. The record is from RefSeq and is marked validated. NCBI's taxonomy places the organism in Eukaryota, Viridiplantae, Streptophyta, Magnoliopsida, Poales, Poaceae. Gene Ontology annotation, molecular function: protein binding; transcription coregulator activity.
ACACGCAUCCGCAGCACUCCCUCCUCGGUCCCUCCUCUGCUUCACACAGACCAGUGCGCGCUCAAUUCCCCCCUCUAGCGCCUCCACCGCACCAAACCGGUCCAACGGGACCUAUGCUCUAGCCUCAGAGCAAACCACCGCCUGAAUUGUGCGGCAAUUGGGGGAGGAUUCGCGGCAGGCAGGGCGCGGAUCCGUUGGCGGGAUGAUUGCGGCUGUCAACAGAGUGCCGGCGGGCUGGGGCGAGGAUGAGAUGUCCGUGCUGCCACGGCACACCAAGGUGGUGGUCACCGGCAACAACCGCACCAAGUCGGUGCUCGUGGGAUUGCACGGGGUCGUGAAGAAGGCCGUCGGCCUCGGGGGAUGGCAUUGGCUGGUCCUUACUAAUGGAAUAGAGGUAAAGCUGCAGCGGAAUGCUUUAAGUGUGAUAGAACCUCCGACUGGCAACGAGGAUGAUGAUAAAUUUGAUUGUGAAAACAUGCAGUGGAAUAGUUCAGAUAUGGCCUCCGAUGAUGCACUAUCACCAAAGCCACAGCGGUCACGGAGCAGGCAGCAUAGGGGUUUCCACAGAAAAUCCAUCAGCCGUUCAAUGUCAUGUGACUCCCACUCCAAGACGUCUGUUUCAUCUUCCUCAAGAGCUCACACGAAAGUUGACCUAAGCAAGCUAGAACUGACUGCACUGCUGAGAUAUUGGCGUCACUUCAAUCUCGAUGCAUGUCCUAAUCCAUCCAGAGAGCAGUUAGUUGAUGCUGUUCAAAGGCACUUCACAGCCCAGCAAUUGGAUGAGUUGCAGGUCAUUGUCGGCUUUGUGCAAGCUGCAAAGAGGCUAAAGACGACUAUGAAAGUGGCCUGACUGUGAAGCCUGAACUUCAACUAACAGAUUCAAGAGAGGAUGUAGCAUGUUUGAUGAAUGUUGCCGUGCUAUGUAAUAUAUAUGCAUGAAGUUCUUUAGAUUCAGGUGGCUAGGUUAAUGGACAACUAGACUAUGUUAGCCUCAUCUGAUGUAGAUAUGCAGUAUCCUGUCUAAAGAUGUUUCAACCUCUAGCUCAGUUCUUUCCUGCUGACUGGAUGUGGAUUGAAAUGACAAGUUUAAAACAAGUUAUUUUGUCAUCC